Cylicostephanus goldi is the source of this 988-nucleotide messenger RNA. The record is from the annotation of a GenBank genome assembly. NCBI's taxonomy places the organism in Eukaryota, Metazoa, Nematoda, Chromadorea, Rhabditida, Strongylidae.
GAUACAAUCCACUGGAACGCCCUGUGGCUAAUGCAUCUGAACCGCUCACUGUAAAGAUCAAGAUGUUUCUACAGCAGAUUCUAGAUGUUGAUGAGAAGAACCAGCUAGUAUCUCUUAACGCUUGGCUGAGCUAUACCUGGCACGACUACAGUCUAGGGUGGGAUCCAGACAAAUACGAAGGAAUUCAGGAUAUUCGUUUUCCUGGUGGUGCUGAUCACAUAUGGAAACCGGAUAUUCUACUGUAUAACAGCGCCGCAGAAGAUUUCGACUCCACCUUUAAAAGCAAUCUGCUGGUCUAUUCCUCCGGUGACGUUAACUGGAUACCACCUGGUGUAUUGAAAUUUGUCUGUAAACUGGAUGUUACAUGGUUCCCAUUCGAUGACCAGGUGUGUUACCUGAAAUUUGGUUCCUGGACCUUUCAUGGGUACGCUUUGGAUUUGGUGAUUGACGCGGAAAGCGAAAAUCUAAGUUGGUUUUUUGUUUUCCAAAAUCACUCAAUGGACCUAUCCACAUAUGUUGUGAAUGGCGAAUGGACAAUUGUGAGUUCACCAGCUGUUCGAGAAGUUACCUACUACAAAUGCUGUCCGGAACCCUACCCGACUGUCAAAUUCUAUCUGCAUUUACGUCGGCGCACCUUAUAUUACGAAAUGACCAUUCUACUUGCAAUUGUUUUCUUUCUUAGUAUGGUAUCCGAAAUGACUCCGCCCACCUCCGAUGCAGUGCCUUUGAUAGGUGUUUUCUUCUCGUGUUGUAUGCUGGUCAUUUCUGCUUCAGUUGUUUUCACUGUGCUUAUUCUAAAUCUUCACUUCAGAUCACCUGACACGCAUCGGUUUAGCCCAAUGGUCAGUAUCGGCUCUACCUUAAUUUAUUAUUACUUAUUUCUAUUAUUAUUUUCGACAGGCAGACAUUUUAUCGAGGGCAUAAAAUUAGGACAUCUCAAAAAGCUUACCUUCUUAGUUUUAACUUCGAGGAAUUUCGUGCUUUGAGU